CCGGGAAAGCCCGUAUCAAAGCAAUGCUUUCUUCGUAUUUGCUGAUUUGUUGAUGGUGUUGCGUGACUGUUGUGGCACGAGAUGAACUUCGACAGUUGAUGUCUCUCUCGCGCAAUUUUCCCACAACAUUAACGCGCCAAGUUGGUCCUUAAAAAUCCUGUUUUCGGGGUAUGGGAUUCUCUUGGCUUUUGGUGAGAGUGUUGCGUUUUGCCAUAAGAUAAAUGGUUGGUUUGAGUGGAGGUUUGCUGCAGCGGACUGCGUUCCUGCCUAAAGCGGGCUUACAAUGACUGCAGCUCGACCUGCAAUAGCUCCUUCCUCCCAGGGUUUCCAAAUCACAUGCAUUUAGGCAUAGACCGAUCAAUAAUUUCCUAAGUCUGGGCUGUAACUUAGUGAGCGCAAUAGUUUAGGCACUGGUUUGACACACAACGAGCCUAUAAGAUGGGAGGGUCGAUGAGAUUAUCUGGACAAGUCUAGAUCAUGUUGAGGUGGGCUUUAUUACCAAAGCUUUUAUUGCUGUCCUUAAUGAAUGUCUCGCAUGACAGGCACAUUCUGAAGGCAACAAACCAUCACCAGCUGAGUUCUUUCAAAGGCGGCCUCCCGAGGUCUUGACUCAAGCUAUUAAGUGCCCUUCAGGUUUCCUGUUUGAACAUAGAGGCUGCGAAUAUUAAAUCAAUUUCCAUCUUGCUUCUCAACCUAAGGUGAAUCGAAAGAAAGAAUGAAAUGUUUUGUUUUAUGAAUAUUCUUUAUAUAGAUGGUAAUUGUUUGCCAAAUUCCAUAGAUACCGAUCUUACUCUGUGUAACAAGGUAAUGAUCUACCGGCCCUUAUUGGAUCGGCCAAUACGUGAUUUCAAUGCAAGAUUUCACCAUCGAUUCAGUCCGAUUCAUCUCUGCAAUACGUCAAUGUUCCUGGUUCCUUGAAGUUGAGUCAUGGCCGACGACCCGUCUGAUGCCCCACGUUGUAUCAGAUUGGUUUUUUAUUCACAAUUUUUGCAAUACAAAAAGCAUUUUCAGCGGCAACAUUUCAACAUUUGUCACUUCAACGACCUGAGAAAAUAUCCGGUAUCAUUGGAAAUCGACAGUCCCCAAUCGCAAUCGCAAUAAGUCGUCUCAUCAUGAGGAACUCGUCUCUCACAGAUCAAGAUCCUGAAGCAUUGGGCCCUUCACAGCAAAGCAACAGUGAAAAUGAUACCCUGGAGCCUCGCGAGGAUCAACCGCUUCUUCAAGCUCCCGAUGAAGACAGUUGGAAACCUCCUCGUGGGUUCGUCUGGAUCCAGUUGGCAAUUAUGUCGAAUGUCUUCCUCUACGGCCUCGAUAGUACGAUCACCGCUGCGACUUAUGCCGUCAUCAGCUCCGAGUUCGAUGCCGCAAACACAGCUUCAUGGUUAACUACAUCGUAUCUUGUCACUAGCACAGCGUUCCAACCUCUCUAUGGCAGAGUAUCUGAUAUCUUUGGACGACGGUUGUGCUUCUUCAUUUCGACUAUUACUUUUGCCUUUGGAUGUCUUGGAUGUGGUGUUGCGAAAAACAUCAUCUUUCUCAAUGUCAUGAGAGCAUUGACUGGCUUUGGCGGUGGAGGCUUGAUGACAAUGGCCACUAUCGUCAAUUCGGACAUGAUUCCUUUUAGAAAGCGCGGCAUGUAUCAGGCUCUUCAGAACGGUAUCUAUGGCUUUGGGGCUAUUUCUGGAGCUUCCUUUGGUGGCUCUAUUGCCGACCAUAUUGGCUGGAGAUGGUGUUUUCUCUUUCAGGUGCCAGUGUCAAUCCUGGCUCUGAUCAUUGGAGCUCUAGUCGUCUCUGAUCAGUCUGGGGGUUUCUCGCUCGAUGGCAAUCUAGGUACUGUCUGGCACAGAGUCGACUUCUCUGGGUCACUUCUCCUCGUUGUAGCUAUCUCGGUUCAACUUGUGGGACUCAGCCUGGGAGGAAACGAGCUUCCCUGGGGUAGUCCUUGGGUGAUUGGAGCCUUGAUUGGGAGCGUUUUCUUGUUUUCUCUUUUCCUCUUCGUUGAGGAAAAGACGAGGGCCAUCCCAGUUAUUCCUCUCCGCUUGCUGCAAGGAAGGUUACCAAUUGCAACGCAGUGUGCAAACGUCUGCGCAGGCAUGGCUGCAUAUGGGUACCUAUUCAUGCUUCCACUUUUCUUUCAGGUUGUUCUGCUUGACUCAGCCACCACAGCCGGUGCUCGACUUGCAAUUCCUUCACUAGCAACUCCAAUUGGCGGUCUUAUUGCUGGUGUGGUUAUGUCUCGUUGGGGCAAGCUACUUGCUCUUGUGCGCACUGGAGCUCUGUUCAUGGUACUAGGCAACGGCUUGGUGGCCUUACUCCAGUUUCAAGAUUCGAAGUGGAAGUACUUUGUCUAUGUCUUUCCCGCAAACCUUGGUCAAGGCAUUAUCUAUCCUGGUAUACUGUUUACUUCACUCGCCUCAUUCGACCACGCCGACCACGCUGUCACGGCCUCGACAGUGUACCUCAUCCGCUCGCUAGGAACCGUCUGGGGUGUUUCAGUCACAUCUGCCAUCGUUCAGACUACACUCAGCGGUCGUCUGCCGGAUGCAUUGAGUGAGGUACCAGAUAAAUGGAGAGUAUGCCCUUUUUCUUAUCACCAACUUCUGUCGUAAAGCCCUUGAUCGGAUGCUAAUCGUGCUUUCCCACAUAGGUUAUUGAGCAAAUCAGACACUCUGUUGACUACAUCCGUCAAUUACCUCCCGAUGUGCAACUCAAGGCACGUCUGGUUUACUAUGAUGGUUUGAGAUAUGCCUUUGGCGCCUCGACUGCCGUAGCCCUUCUAGGACUCUGCGCCGCCUUAAUUGCCAGCGGAACUAGCCUUCGAACAACUCACAAGUAGUCAGGAGUGGUCCAGACUUUUGAGUUCUUUCAACGUCAAAUGAGUCUCGGUUUCCUGCAUGGAGUCAAAUUUCUUUUGGCAAGCAUUCCCUGCAUGGCUUUUGCUCAUGGGCAUUGACAGAGUCCCAGAGCUCCUUAGAUAGAACCAAUUCGAUUGUUACAAUGCAUCACUUGUAAAUAGAAGGACCCAACCUCGACAACAUCCUGUGCCCGCUGAUCAGCGUGAUGCAGGUAAACAAAAAGGACAUAUUCAUCUUUGCUGGACAGCCAUCAAACAAAAAGUGUGGUUCCG
Molecule: messenger RNA, 3127 nt
Organism: Fusarium odoratissimum NRRL 54006
Lineage: Eukaryota; Fungi; Ascomycota; Sordariomycetes; Hypocreales; Nectriaceae
Exons: 5
Coding region: 1113-2609 (498 amino acids)
Biological process (GO): transmembrane transport; basic amino acid transport
Cellular component (GO): fungal-type vacuole membrane
Molecular function (GO): basic amino acid transmembrane transporter activity
Source: RefSeq, a predicted model, not a curated record